AUAUUUGUUGCUUUUGAAAAUGUGUGCGUUUUAAACCAACCUGUGUGGUUUUUAAAGUUAAAUGUCGAGACGAUUAAAUUUGGGUCGGCGAACGCGAAAUUCGUUUCAAGUUGUGGCUUCAAGGAGCCGUGAAAGUAGUCAAGACAUAACACAACUGUAAAACAACUGUAGACGCAUUAAAAUUCAGGACAAAUUUGACUAUACAUCUGAAAACUCUAAAUUAAAAGAAAAGAAUAACAUACCUCAAAAUAAAAUUAAGAAUCUAUUAUGCUUAGGAGAUAUUUAAAUUUAAAUUUAGAAUUAAAAAUGUGUAUAAAACUAAGCAAAAUUAGCUAUAAGAAAUAUUCGAUCUAAUCCAAUUUCAUUUAUUAAUUAAUCGUAUUGGAAUUUUUGUGACUAGUGCACUAAUCAUAAGGUACAACCUUGUAGCACUAGGAAAAUCAAAAUAAAUAAACAAACAAACAAACAUCGCAAUGAAAAUAAUCGUCUACGCACAGCAAGGUCCCGUUUAAAUCAACGGAACAAUGAUGCAACAACAACUGCAAAUGAACGUCGUGAUAUACAAAAUCUACAAGGUGUUGCGUUCGCGUACAAUAGUGUCACCGAUUACGCUUCUCAUAGGCAAAUUAUAAUUGCUCCAAUGAACGACCGUUGUCGCCAUUGUCAGGCAUUAAAAUUUAAAGGUGAAGCAGAUGGGAUGUGCUGUGCGAGUGGUAAAGUGAAAUUGCCUGAAUUAGGCAGCCCACCACAACCAUGAACACAUUACAUAAUGGAUUGACACCUGAGUCAUUUUUUGAACAAUAUACGAAAGUAUAAUUCGAGUUUUCAAAUGACAUCUUUUGGCGCCACAAAUAUUAUAAGAGACAACUUCAUGCCAACGUUCAAGAUUCAAGGUCAAAUAUACCAUCGAGCUGGCUCUUUGUUACCUUUCGACAACGCAGACCACCAAUUUUUGCAAUUAUAUUUUAUCGGGAACGCGGAAGACGAAGCUGAUCGUCGGUGUGCCAUUAUUACCAACACGCGGAGCCAAAUUAUUUUCGAUUUGCAAAAUAUGUUCCAUGAGCACUACGAAUUGGUUCAGGUUUUCAAAACAUCGCUUGAUCGAAUGCCAUCUGACGAUCAUAAAAUUGUUAUUCGAGCUGAUAAAACACCGGUUGGCGAACAUGCAAGGCGUUUCAAUGCACAAAAAGUUGACGAAGUGGCAAUAGUCAUAGUUGGUGAGCAAUUUAAUAAUCGUGAUAUUGUGCUUCAUCGUAGAAAUGAACAACUUGAACGUGUAUCCGAGACUCAUCGCUGUUAUGAUGCACUACAAUAUCCCAGAUUGUUUUGGAGCGGACAAGAUGGCUAUAAUUUCAACAUUAAAAUGAUAAAUCCAGUAAACGGUCGAGAAGGAACAAAGAAAGUUAGUGCUAUGAAUUAUUACGCAUACAGGCUGCAGAUACGGCAAAAUCAAGACAACCACAUAUUGAGGUGUAGAGCACUUUUUCACCAGUAUAUUGUUGACAUAUAUGCAAAAAUUGAAUCGGAAUGGUUAAAUUUUCUUCGAUUCAACCAUGCAAAAUUACGUUCCGAAGAGUAUGUUCAUUUGCGUGAUGCCAUUAACAACGAUGGUAAUGCACAAAACGUUGGAACUAUGAUAAUAUUACCGUCAUCGUAUGUUGGAAGUCCACGUCAUAUGUUUGAGUACGCGCAAGAUGCGAUGUCAUACGUUCGCCGUUACGGUCGACCAGACCUCUUCAUCACCUUCACGUGUAAUCCGCAAUGGGAAGAAAUCUCGGAAUUAUUGUUUGUUGGCCAAACAUCGAAAGAUCGCCAUGAUAUUUUAGCACGUGUUUUUAGAAUUUUAAAAUUGAAAUCACUCAUGGAUUUAAUUGUCAAUCGCGGUGCAUUUGGGUCUGUUCAAUGUUGGAUGUAUUCAAUUGAAUGGCAGAAACGAGGUUUGCCUCAUGCGCAUAUUUGAAUUUGGCUGAUUGAAAAAAUAAGGCCGAAUCAAAUUGACGAUGUGAUUUCGGCAGAAAUUCCAGAUCCGACAGUGGAUCCUGAAUUGUUUGAAGUGGUCACCAUAAAUAUGAUUCACGGUCCGGGUGCAUGUCAUAACGCCCAGUGUCAUAACGCCCGGAGGGCUUUAUGUCACUUUUUUGUGGGCCUUAUGACACUAUAACGCCCGAAGCUAAUAAAAAUUAAAUAUUUUUAUUAUAAAAAUCAAUUUUCACUUAUAACACUCCCCAAUUCGUAACCUGCCGAAAUCCUAAUAGUAGAAGUGUUCGCGCGAUUUUUUUUUUUUUAAUUUUUGACUGCAUCUUUUGGAAAUAAAUGUUGAGAUUGAG
Drosophila obscura is the source of this 2327-nucleotide messenger RNA. RefSeq lists its product as uncharacterized. Lineage: Eukaryota; Metazoa; Arthropoda; Insecta; Diptera; Drosophilidae. The transcript is spliced from 2 exons. Bases 830 to 1960 code for a protein of 376 amino acids. The record is from RefSeq and is a predicted model, not a curated record.